UGUUUAGAGGUGCUGUGUCCAAAAUAAUGCACAAAUAGAACGCAAAAGGCUAAGGCAGAACAAAUAAAAUAUUUGAAAUGGCUACGCUUGUAAAGCCAAAAAAGGAGAAGACAAAAAAACAACGUAGCGACAGGCAGAUUCCAAAAGAGGAAGAGGAGGAACCUGCUAAGUUAUCAACAAGUAACGAUGAACAAAGGGAGGAAGAGCAGGAAAAUGUAUCGCUGCUGGAGGAAUUGGAACGGGUGGCCGCUUUGGCUGGCAGCAGCAGUGACGCGAAUAUAGUUAGCCACGACUGUUGCAUCUCCAGCGAUGUAAGGGAGCUACCGGAGGAAAGUGCCGCAGAGGAGAAAACAAUAGUUGUAACUCAAACGGAAGCCGAACCAAGUGCCCCACCCUCGACCACCAACGUCGUUCCCCACGUUGUGCAGUAUCCUAAUCUACUACCGAUGCAUGUAUCCAAUGCCCAAGUAGAGGAGCAGAGUGCAAAGAUUGUAUACCGGCAAGCCGAAACUCAAGCCUCGGGUUUUGCCUUGGCCAGAAGCAAUGUAAAGCCCCUUUCCGAUGAGCAACUGCGUCAAAUCUACAACUGCCCCGAUCUGGAUUUGGCGAAGCAGUUCGAGCUGGAGUUCCUUAUGAACUCGCUAUUAGAGUCUAGCGAGGCGGAUCCCUUGUACGCUGCCCUGCUGGAAUAUUACGAGCUUCAGGGAAAGAUUACAUCCAAUUUGCACGAUGUAAAGAAAUGGAGGAAAAACUGCGGAGUAUCCCAAAAACAAAUUUGGACAAAAGAAUCCGUGACUCGAAACUUUAGUGGGACUUGUGGAGAUGGAAAUGCUGUGCAAGAAAGCGUCACAUACGAAAUAAUAAAGGUUGAUCCGGUUAAGCUUGAGUUGGCCAAAACUUCACUGACUAGCCUUUACGACCUGGUCUGUCACACGUACACUAACAACCUGAUCACCGCCAAGAUAACCAAAGUAAAAGUAGACCAAAUUAUCAAGGACUUGCUAGUCUAUCCCCAUGCGGAUGCCCAGGGGGAGAUUUUCUUGAACAAUGCCCAAUCUGGAGCGGCCUUGGAGUGCGUUUCGCAGUUGCGAAGAGCCAUAUCCAUACUAUUCAGUUUCAUCAGACGACCCAGUCCAAAUGCGAAUUUUGACGCAGACCUUAAGCAGUGGCUCCGCCAACUAAUAGCUUUGCAAUUACUUCUGGCCACGAGAGAGGACCACUGGUUCUUACUCUUCAAUAUUUUGCGGUGCCCCAAUGGUGUAGGCUCUUGGGCCGCCCAGUUUUUGCAGCUGCCGGGAAUGCAAAUUGCUCCACGAAGCUCUCAGAAAAAUGACCUGCCUUUGGAUUUAAACUCCCCAGAACUAAAUCACUGCAUGGCUGUGCUUCAGAUCCUGCUGAUGCCGGUGAAGAAGAGAAACGAAUAUCUAAAGGGUCAGGCCCAAGCGCAUCGCGACCUUUCAGAGGCAACAGGUACCACCGAACGAUGGAUUGUGGUAGACUCUGACGGGGAGGACUCGCAUACACCUGCUGGUGAAUGCAUUGGCUUAAAGGAAAGCGAUCUAAUUGCUCUGCUUAACCAACUGCCGUUUGAAAAGAUUUUUAUAUCGGCCAUGCGUAUAGAAAAGUUUCUGGACGACUACAUCCUCGAACCGGACAUGAUCACUGCCCAGAGAAUGCUGGCUGUGGUGGUAUUCUUUUCGCAGUUAGUCAAGAUACUAGGAGAGGGACUGCUGACUUACAACAACGAAAGGUAUAAGCAACUAGCCAAAAGAUUGGGCCGUUUAGUGCGCCACACCCUCCAGUAUAUCUUUGACUACAACGAAUUGUUUCUAAACAACAGCCGACCCAAAUCUAACGAACUCUUCGAAAGGAUUCAAGUGGAACUGCAGGCCCUACUUAUCCGAGCUUGUGGUUAUAUUUACCGCACCCGUAAUCUGGGCACCUGGCAAUACUUCUCCACCCUACCCUUCGGCACUCUGGACACCGAGGUUGUUUGGCAUCUGUUCUACUACUUGAACGUGGGCUUCCCCGUCGAUUUAGCAAAUGAUUUGGUCGGCAAUGCCGAAGCUGCCUUUCAGUCGGACGAGUUUUGGAACAAAUUUGAUUUGGCUAACGCAGACGUGGCUCCGGACGACAUGUACUAUCUGCUGCAGACCUUCUUCGAGAUGGCCAACGAUCGGAAUCGCAGCAAAGACGCCAACUUAGUUAAAGCCAUCUGCCUUCACAUUUUUCACAUUGGCUACAUACACCGCUCGACCCGGGAGUUUUGCUAUAAGGCGGCGCGCGAUAUGUUGGUCAACUUGAUGGAUGAACAUCUGAUGGGCUGCCUGCUGGUGCAGAUAAAGAUGCGGUAUGGGGAAGUGGACCAGGCUGCUUAUCUGUUCAAGGCUCUGCCCCUAGAAAACUGGCAUCCCAACAUGGACAGCUUUGAGGUUCUUUCCAAUUGGCUUCUCCAUUUCGAUUAUCAGUCUUCGGAAAGCCACUUAGCCAGGCUUAUCAUUGGCCAUUUGAAUUGGGGUCUGGAUGUGGAGGGACGGCUCUUCCUGCCCCACAACAUUCACGUACGGAUGGCCCACCUGGUAAGCGAGGCACUUAACAAGUUUGCACCCGAAGUUAUUGGCGCCUCUGGAAUUUCUGAGAGCGUGCGCCAAGUCUCCUCGCUGAUCGACUCCACUCAGACGAGUCGGGAACAGUUUACUAGCUGGUGCUGGCGUAUGAUCUCCCUGCUGCGGCUUCAUCUUAUGGACCAAGGGGUGGAGUCUGUGAAACGAACCCUCUUGCAUCCCACGGAACCAUUGAUGUUUAUACCAGAGCUGGAGCGCAUGGAUACCAUAUUUCAGGGGGUCACCGAGAACCGGCCGCUGGCUUUGUAUGUGGGCAUGUUGGUCAGUCUGCAUGGCCAUUCUAUUCCCCUCAUCUGCCAGCAUGGAUUCAACUUGCUGCAACAGCUACUGCUGGAUCAUAGACAUGCAGCCACCAUCCGUUGCCUUGAGCUGAUAGUGCCUUUAUUUUUAGAAACUCCUGAAACGUUGGCCACUUGUGAAAGUUUUCAGAGACUUUUGUCUACCCUUCUGAAUGCCGACAGAACUUAUUUGAAACUGGCCAAGGACAUGGUAUACGCCAACUCCAUUGGUCCCAUUUUGGAGCUCCUGGACAACAUGCUUCAUCACCAGAUUGUUUCGUAUACAAGCUUUGGCCUUUGCUCACCUCUCAACCUCUUGAAUAUUUGGCUCAACUGUUUCACCACUCUGCCAGGCUGGGCUCAAAACUCGAAUUUAUUGUACCUCCUUGAUAGGAUGCUGCGCAUUUCCUACCAGUUCCCCGACUGCCGUGCGCAGGCUGUCGAGUUCUUCUACAAUUACUACAAGGACUGCACGGAUUGGAAAUCAGCUCCCAAGGGCUCUGCUCUGAAAGUCUUUUUCGGCGGCCAGGCAUCUUCUCGAAUUCCCCUGAUCUCCCCCCAGACAUGUUGGCUAAAUUUAGUGCUCCUAGAGAUUGAGUUUAGACUAGUGGACACGAGAAUUUGGCCAGAGCUGCUUCGGCAAGUUUCCGCCCAGCCUGUAGAGGCAGCUCUGAAGAAAACACUGUCCUUGGCCAAGGUGAACUCAUUUCCUGCCAGCCAACUGGUGAUCUACAAACACGCCCAGCUGCUGGCCAGCAUGGAGAGUAACCACGCCCUGUUUCCCAUCGUCUGCCAGAAGUUCUUCGAGCUCUACCUCUGGAGAGUGCCCACAGAGAACGAAUCGCUCAACUUUAGUCAGAACUUCGGUGUGUCCGAUAAGUUCUACGAACACAAUGUGCCUUUGAUGAAGAGUAUUAAGUCGCAGCUGAAGUCUGCUGAAACAUACCACUCAGCCUUGGCGACAAAAUGCGCCAACGACGAUUCCGCGGCCCACUUUCAUCGCAGCUGCGUCAAGUUGAUGCAAAGUUGUGCGCUUUGGCUGGAGGACACCCAGAUUAACCGAUUCAGCAGCGACGCAGAACAACUGCCGCCUCAAUACAAUUGUGAAAAGCUGAGGGAACUACUGGGUGGCCAUGUGGCCCACUGGACGGAGUUCCUGUGCCUGGCCACGCUGCGGAAGGAGCAGCGAAAUCAGGCGGAUGUUUGGGGCCGAAAAGUGCUUAGGCUGCCCAACCGAAAGGCACCGAGGACUCCAGUGCAACCAAAGCCACGAACCCCUCCUGCGCAGCACAUUAAAACUUUGUUGAACACUUACGAAAAGAGUGUAGCCAUACCUGGCCACGAACGAGUCGAGCCCAUCCAAACGCCCCCCAUCGAUGGAGACCUUCUGUCUCAGCUAAAGAAGCGGAUGACUACCUUCAACUCAACAGCCAACCACUAUCACUACAAGACCUCAGAGCUGAAUUCCCUGAAUUCCAACUACUUGGAGAGCGUUCCGGGCUUGUACCAGAUGGUUCCCUACGAAGAAACCCGCAGGAAGGAAUGCACUUCGCUCAUCUUUCACCGAAGCUGCACCCGUGCAGCCCAGAUUACCCUCAAGCCCGAACACAUACGUAUUAAUGAAGUUAUUUCCCGAAAGCUGAACGAGAAUCGGGAGAGACAUGAUAAGCUCGUGGAGGAGCUCCUGGGGGCCAUGAAUGUGGAUGUUUUCGCACAAGCCAUUGAGGAAUUCGGCGUCUACAUUGGAGCCAUUCUGCAGGCUCCCAUGGACGAGAGGGUUACUCAGUUGGGAGUGAAAAGCUUCUAUCAGUUGGUGGACAACCUCAACGAGGUGACGAUGAACUUUCAGCCCACGCAUGACUUGUACUUCCAGGUCCUGGAUAAGCUAGGGAUUUUCUUGCAAGCGGAUCAAGCGGCCCAGGGCUUAAGCGUGCUCCGACUGGCCCUCAAACGACCUGAUCUCCUGGAGCUUCUGGCUGGCGUUUUUGUGCCCAGCCGCACCGAUGUGGGCCACUUUCUGCCAAUGUACGAGUUUCUUGUUGAAUCCCACCUAAAGCGGUGCGACACGCAGACCCUGUUUGUGCUCUUCUCGAAGUUCGAUCUGCUUGGGUGGUUGGAGGUCUAUCAACCCAAGCUGAACGAAAUCAACCGUCUCCUUUUGUUGGUGCUGCAAGGCUUGGAGGCAUGGUCGCAGCCGGACAGCAGCCUGCUGCAAGAUCUUUUCCGCCGGCACUUAGUCCACAUCUUUGGCUACGACUUCCCCCAGCACUACGGGGAAGUCAUGCAAUUGGUAUUGGAUCGCGCCUCAGAUCAAAAGCUGAUGCCGGUGGUUCUGGUGGACUUGCUUAAUGCCUUGUUCGUGCGCUGCAACUGCCCAGAGCUGACGCUGGAGGACUCCGAGGUGAAAGUGCACGAGGUGGCCCUGGACUUUGCCCGGCGGCAGAAGAUCUUUAAUCUGAAAGCUGCCACGGACACGCUGUUGCUUUUUUCGCGGCACUUUCAAAAGGAGCGACUGCAUCACGGUCUCCAUGGAUUGUAUCCCAAGCACAAGGACUACUGUCAUCCACUGGUCAUGUGGUUCACCAGUUUUGGCCACGUUCUAUUGGCUUCGGCCAUUUGCAGCUACCAGGAAUUGCUAGCCGACCAGAUAAGCGACAUUGUCUUUGGCUCUAUUGUGGAGACGUACGGGCCAUGGCUUAUUCCGUACACGGAGCAGACUGCCACUGGAGUGGCACAUUGGAUACGACAGCUGACGCCUGGCCAGAGCAAGGUGCUCUUGCCCUGGAGCGAACAGCAGGUGGGCAGCAGCAAGCUGAUGAUUCGCUCCUUCGUGGCCACCACGUUGCAGGUGUUGCAGUUUCUGCCGUCGUCGAACAAGAUCCUGGAGCACGUGUUCGCAUGGUAUGUGCACCACUUUGCCCAGCCCAAUAUUGCGGGCUAUGUGCUGGCUCCUAUUCACGAAGGAUUGGCCCAACUUCCGUGGCAACGCUUCUUACCUCCGGCCCAGCACAUUGAGCUUCUGUAUGAGAGCCUUCAACGCUUUCUGCCAGAGUCCCAUGCCAUGCUGGGACACAUCUUCAUCCGCGUGGAUUGGAACAACUGGUUCGUUCAGAUGCCCCAGCCGGUGGCUCUGUUGUCCCAUCUCUUUGGCAUCUUUGUCAAGAUAGCCUUCGAACCAAACAUCCACAUCCAGCCAAACACAAGCAAAAUCCUGGAGGAGGCCAUUCAGUAUCCGUGGCAUUUGGUCGAGUACAGCGAACUGGAGCAAUUGCUCAAGUGGUUUGUGGCCAGUGUGGAACCGGCCAUUGUCCUCAAGCUGCCCAACGAGACCAACUAUGCCGAUCGCGCUGUGUUGGAACUUAUUCGCUUGGCAUGUGCCAUGUUGCCUGAGCGCUCCAACCAGGACGCUAUUGUGCUGGGAUCCGCUAAGCGCAUGUUAUACACCCGGUCCAUGGUCCGAUUGCAGCGAGCCGGAGGAUCCAAACAUAAGAAGCUUAUGAUGACCAAAGAUGGGGAGCGCUUCUUCACCGACGCGUUCCUGGAACUCCUCAAUAGCAUUGACCGGGCAAUACACAGUUGUAGUGAACACCGCACGCCGGAGGAGCAACGGCGGGAGGCUCUGAAUCUGAUGCUGGAGCUGGUGGCUCCCACUCAGACCCAGAGCCAGGAGGUUUCCAAUAUCCACAUCAAGGCUCUUGUUUGGUGGCAACAGCGGUGUGCCCCCGGCAACCUGGUCAUGUGCUCCACUCUCCCCGCUAUUGGUCACUUGAACAACUACAUUGCAAGCAUAUACACUUUGCUAGAGUCCAGCGUGGAAAGCUACUUCCGAACCUCGGAGAAUGCCCCGUGGCACGCCCCAAGCUGGCAGGGCUUACUCGAGUCUCUGAGCAUGUCUCUGCCGAAGCUUGAUCUAAUGCCCAUCAUGCAGGGUGGCUACCUCUUCUCUCUACACGUCUUUGUGGUGUACAAGAUGGAGGAGAUAGCCUCGGAUGGCGACAAGGUGACGUUCCUACAGGACCUGAGCCAGUUGCUGGAGAGUGUGAAGAGCACGCCUGUAACGGAACCACGCUUGGCUAUUGUGUGGGGUGUAAUCAUUUCACGUGGCUGUCAGGUCCUCCAAGUCAACCAGCAGGUGAAGAAGCCACUAUAUAUGCUCGCCCGGCAGCUACAGGCUGCUUCCACAAAAUCCGAGGGCUGGAGCGAUGGAUUGCUGGGCGCGAUUGGACUGAAAUCAGAGGUCAUCACCAACAGACGAAAAGUCCUAACCCGCUGCUUGGCCUGCGUCAUAUUCUCCCUGUUUCCGGCCAACCGAGAUCUUCGCUUGCCCUCGGAGGAGUACGAGAGCGCCAUGCGCGAGCUGUCCAUGCUCUUGGCCAACAAAAAGUUCUCGGAGGAGAAGCCCUCGAUAGUGCGGGCCGUGACCCUGCUGAAGGAGUCUGUCUUUCCUGAGCCGCGGUCGGUUUCGCACUUGGUGUGCCGGCUGAUUGCAAUAUUCUACGAUCAGAGCUUCUUGACAACCAUUCCGGAGGUCUGGGACUUCGACUUCAAGCUUAGCUCCACGUAGCUUAGGGAGCAGGCGACGAGGACUUCUCAUUCAAACAGCCAGUUGUGUUAUUUUCAGAGUGUUGAAUAUCAUAUAUCUAGGUUUAGGGUCAAUAAAGUGAUGUACUUGUGCAAUUUUGGAAAUUGCCAAGAAAACAUAA
Messenger RNA from Drosophila bipectinata, 7605 nucleotides. RefSeq names its product ectopic P-granules autophagy protein 5 (gene Epg5). Gene Ontology annotation, biological process: autophagosome maturation. Gene Ontology annotation, cellular component: cytoplasm. The record is from RefSeq and is a predicted model, not a curated record. NCBI's taxonomy places the organism in Eukaryota, Metazoa, Arthropoda, Insecta, Diptera, Drosophilidae.